Molecule: messenger RNA, 924 nt
Organism: Brachypodium distachyon (stiff brome)
Lineage: Eukaryota; Viridiplantae; Streptophyta; Magnoliopsida; Poales; Poaceae
Exons: 1
Coding region: 137-646 (169 amino acids)
Source: RefSeq, a predicted model, not a curated record
CACAACCUCUCUAUUGAGUUUUGUUUGGGAGAAAAGGAUUCUGGAACCUUGAUAGCGGGUCAUCCGUUCUUCUUCCCUGCUCUCAAAAGCAUUCGAAAGAUUAUUCUGUGUCCGGGCAACUAUCUUGGACUACCAAAUGGAUGCUUCACUUGCCAACCUAGAAAAGUUGACUGUCUUUGGAGAGUCAGUAGGGCAACAUGUUGUUGAGAUGGUUGGAAGAAUACCUAAUCUGCUCGAAUUCACUGUGCCAUCUGUCUUAGAACCCGUCGUCAUCAGUAGCAGCAAUAGUGGAGGAUUUCAACAGUUACAGAUGUUCAAGUUCAUCUUGUGUGCUAGAGAGUUUAUGUUUGAAGCGGGGGCUAUGUCGAAUGUCAGGAAGCUUUACAUUGACAUUAGGCUGAAGGAGAUCAAAUCAGCAAGUGGCGGUCGUUGUGGUUUCGAUGAUAUUGGCAUCCAGCAUCUCUCCUGCCUUGCUGAGCUCGAGGUCGCUAUAGAUUGCAGGAGCUCGAGGGCUGCAGAUGUGCAGGUUGUGGAGGUCUCUUUUGAAAGCAUGGUGAAAGCACACUCCAACCAUCCUUCAUUGGAAAUGUGGAGAUAUGGUGCAGACGAGAUGCUAAAGGAUAAUGAUGUGCUGACGAGAUCCUAAAGGACACCCUACCAUCCUUCAAGGAUGCUCAUGCCAAUAUAAUCCAUGAUGCACAAGGACAAGGUUCAUCUUUUUCGUCAUGUUCAGUCUUAAUUGUCCGUAUAGCUAGGCAGGACAUCUUUAUCGAAUCAAAUUAUGUGACCUUAGGAAGUCUGUAAUCCUCGGGAAUUUUCUUGUAUCCAUGGAGGAAUUUCUCUUCAGAGUUCAUUUGCACUACGUUUGUCUAUACAAAAUUUCGACCCCAUAAUUCUUUUAAGAUGGCAGGACAUUUACAAUCU